AACUAAGUAAAAUAGGAAUUUGCAGCGGUUCGUGAACGCCGCAUUCGACCAAGUGGAGUUGCCGUAGUGCGUCACAUGUUAAACUAUGUUGUUAGCUAAUGCUACUAGCAGCUUGCCGACUUUUAUUCUGAACUAAAUGAAAUACUAAAGAACAGCAAAGAAACUACUGCGAUCCAAGUUGUCUGUUUUUUUAUUAUUAUUAUUAUUACCGCGUACUUCCAAAGGAGGUGAUAUUUCAACGUGUUGUAUGACACUAAUUGUGGUUAUUUGGUAAAGCUAAUGUGGCUAGCUUGUCUGCUAGGCAGGAAGAGUUGACAUCUCUCAGCUAACACAGAGUAUAGAAGUUAACUGGAAGAGACCUCCAGAUGCGGCUAAAGGACCCCUUUUCUUUGAAAGCUGUUGAGAUGACUAAGCGGACCAACAAACCGCGGAAACCCAGAGAUGAAGAGUCAUCGGAUGAAGUCAGUGGACUGACAUGCCAGCAUGUAAACAAAGCCGUGGACCUGGGCUCUGUGAAGAAGUCGGUCCUGUCGGGCAUGUGGCCGGUGUGUUCAGACUGCCUGAAGGAAAGGACCAUGAUUGAUGGGGAGCCGGCGGCACCCCACGACAUCCUAGUGUGCCUGAAAUGUGGUUUCCAGGGCUGUAACCAGUCGGGGAUCCUGCACGCCGUCAAGCAUCACCAGGCUUUCCACCUGGAGUCGCACUGCAUCACCAUCAGCCUGAGCACAUGGAAGGCCUGGUGUUUUGAAUGCAACGAGGAGCUCUCCACUCACUGCAAUAAGAAGGCUCUGGCUCAGACACUCGACUUUUUACAAAAGCAGAGUGCCAAAGCAACGACAGCAUCACCCAAGAUCAUUAAGCUUCGAGAUGAAUCCUCCGAUUACGUCGACCCGUCCAGAGGAAAGAGUCCCGUCAUUAACACCACCUUGGUCCCUGUUAAAGGAAUAACGAACCUUGGCAACACCUGCUUCUUCAAUGCUGUUAUGCAGAAUCUGUCCCAGACACACAUGCUCAUUGACCUCAUCCAGGAAGUGAAGGAAAAAGGACACAAGAUUAAGAUUUGUCCCCCUGUGGAGAUGAACCUGAAUCCACUCAUGGUUACGCUGCCCAGCCCGGAGCCUUUGACUGCAGCCAUGUUUCUCUUCCUUCAGAGCAUGAAGGAGACAGGAAAAGGCCCCAUCAACCCUAAAAUUCUCUUUAACCAGCUCUGUCAGAAAGCUCCGCGCUUCAAGGGCUACCAGCAACAAGACAGUCAAGAGCUUCUGCACUACUUACUGGACUCCAUACGAGUAGAAGAAACUAAAAGGGUCAAAGCUGCCAUUCUGAAAGCCUUCAACAAUCCGACAGAGAAGACUGCAGAUGAGGAAACCAAGCGCCAAGUCAAAGCAUAUGGAAAAGAGGGCGUGAAGAUGAACUUCGUUGACCGCAUCUUUGUAGGCGAAAUCACCAACACUAUUAUGUGUGAGGAGUGUGAACAUAUAUCCACAGUGAAGGAGGCCUUCAUAGACAUCUCUCUACCCAUCAUAGAGGAGAGGAUAUCCAAACCCUCCAACCCCAGCCGGCUCGGGAAAGCCGGCCGUGAGCAGGACGCGCACACAGCCCACCACGACCUGUCUGUUGCACACGCCGUCAACAAAAACACCAAGAAGCAGAGCGGACAGAAGCAGCUGAGGAGGAGGUCUUCCAGCUCUUUGGAGGAGAAGGGUGCGAGCUGUGCUGGGGAGCAGCCAGAGGAGGAGUGCGUGGGUGGCGGAUCGGCCCGCGGCCUCCCCGUUUGUAAGAUGGCGGCUGCCGGCAGUUUGUCCGACGGCAGCGAAAGAGACUCGGGUGCUCAGGACAGCAGCAACGACGCUGACAGUGAGGCCUCUGAGAGCGAGUGGGCGCCCCGUGCCUUCGGCCACGCCCAGGGGCACACCUCCACGUCUGCUUCUGCUCCGGCCUCUUCCUCCUCUCCCUCCUCCUCGUUGUCGCUCACCAGGCCAUGUGGCGCUGUAGAGCAGAUGACCGCCGCUGUUUCUAAGGUCAACCUGGGCUUCAAUUCUGGAGACGUCUCUGCUUCUGCUCACUGUUGUUACGAAGAACAAACUCAAAACAGAGACAACCUGCAGCACCACCAGGGGGCGUUCCAGGCUCUGUCCCACAGUUACACCCCCAGCUCCAAAGAGUGUUCCAUCCAGUCCUGCCUGCACCAGUUCACCUCAGUGGAGCUGCUGAUGGGCAACAACAAGCUGCUGUGUGAGAGCUGCACAGAACGGAGGCAAAAGCAGCUGCGGAAGAGCGGCUCAGCAGAUAAAAAGGUGGAGAAAAUGUAUACGAGUGCUCGGAAGCAGAUGCUCAUCUCUUUGCUGCCUCCUGUCAUCAUGUUGCAUCUGAAACGAUUCCACCAGGCAGGGAUGAACCUACGGAAGGUGAACCGCCACGUCGACUUUCCUCUGAUCCUGGAUCUGGCUCCGUUCUGCUCUGCCUCCUGCAAGAACCUGGCUGCUGGUGAGCGUGUCCUGUACAGUCUUUAUGGGAUAGUAGAACACAGCGGUUCAAUGCGUGGGGGCCACUAUGCUGCCUAUGUUAAAGUGCGGCCCCCCCAGCGGAGGACAGAACAGCUCCACAAGAACCUGUCAGGUGCGAGGGAUGCCAGCUGCAGCUCCCCGGGCCAGUGGGUGUACGUCAGCGAUACCACUGUGCAGACAGUACCUGAGUCCAGGGUACUCAACUCUCAGGCUUACCUGCUCUUCUACGAGGAAAUACUGUAAUGUGACGAAUCAGAAGUUUCUGUUGUGCUUUCAUCCUCCUGUGAUAAAUCCCCUCCAGCUCCUCUCUCUGGAACGGAGAAGAGGUGGAGGCAUGAAAAGGGAAUGUUUCACUGCUUAUGCUUGCUUUAUCUUUAAAACAAAGGCAUGGCAAAUUGUUUAAAAAAAUAUAGAGCAAGACUUUAAUUUAUUUUCUUUUUUUUUAUCCAUUUUCCUUCAUGUCCUUCUGUUAAACUGAGUUUUGUGAGUGGGGAUGAAAGCUUCUAGAAUCAUGUCUGAGACACAGACUGCAUGGUGGGAUUUGCUACAAACGCGCUAAAUUAAAGCACUCUGAGCUGCUCUGUGCACAUAUAUGUGAGAAACAUAUAUGUAGUGUGACAGUUUCAAUCAAAUUCUCAUCAUCUUUUACAUAACUAUUUCCUUUUUGUUUCCAUAAAUCUGUCUUUUUUUUCUCUCUUGAAUGUUGAUCAUCAUGUUAUUUUAAGACAGGAAAACUUGCAUCACCUUGUUCUUUUUUUUUGCGGGGGGGGGGUCACUUGAAAAAUGUUGAACAUAUUUGGGUUUAGAGGAGAAUCUGCAUCUGUUUAAAGGUUCUGCUAUUUGACAGUCUUUAAUAGGAGCAGAAAAACACAAAACUGUUUAAGCUUUUGACUACCACUACCAUUAGGACAGGUAAUGUGAACGAAAUCACAGUAAACGAUGGUUUACUCAAAGAUCUGCAGACAGAAAUGAAUCUGAAGACAAGACGUCUCAUUUUGACUUUAUCAUUGAAUGUUGAUGCUUUAUUUCCAGCCUCCACAACAGUUUCAUUUCUCCUUCUGGAUUUACUUGUUUUUCAUUUGCACCGUUUUUUUUUUCCAUCCAAAUGUUUGAAUUUCCGACUAUCAAAGAAACAAGUUUGCCAAAGACACGUUCUGCAGCUGCUAAACUCAGCAGUUUACGUUGUGUUUUGUCUGGAACUUGUUCUGUCUGAAACGCACACGGACGGAUUAACAAAAACACCACAUCUGCCUUCAUCUUGCUGUAACUACAACCUCAUCAUCACAGCAACCGUUUCAUUUCCAAAUGCAACUAGUACCUUUGAGGGAGAAAAAAGAAUUGAUAUUGUAAAUAGAACUUGAAGGCUUUUGGUCUCACAAAUGUCUUUGGGUAAAUGUCUUAAACUAAUGUGAAAAGCUGUUUGUCUGAUCUUUUAGAUUCGGCUCUUUUCAGUUUUUCUGCUCAAGCUUGUUUGCCAAAACAGCAGCAGGAAGAGGCAGAGGAGGAGGAGGGUUUACCAGAUAAAAAUGAGUUUUUUUAAAAGGAUCGACUCAGUGCCUCUGCAUCAGAAAGGCAAUGUAUGAUUGAAGAGACGCUGAGGUAAACGACUAGAGGCGUGUGCUUUAUUUAUGUACAGUAUGCUUACUGUAAGCAAAAACAGUAUGAAGUUUAUGUAAUUGUAUAUACUAAACAGUAUACAUUCAUGGUGCUUCAGAUGUUUAAGGUUUAUCUUCUCAGAAGUGAUCAUUUAAAUGCUGAAAUGCAUAUAAAUAUCUCAAAUAAAUGCCGUUUUGGAGCUGGAUGCUCCACAGGA
Molecule: messenger RNA, 4320 nt
Organism: Oryzias melastigma (Indian medaka)
Lineage: Eukaryota; Metazoa; Chordata; Actinopteri; Beloniformes; Adrianichthyidae
Gene: usp45
Product: ubiquitin specific peptidase 45
Exons: 18
Coding region: 366-2750 (794 amino acids)
Biological process (GO): protein deubiquitination
Molecular function (GO): cysteine-type deubiquitinase activity; zinc ion binding
Source: RefSeq, a predicted model, not a curated record